AUGUCGGAGAGUAGCUCGACGGCGUCAAGUUCGUCCACCUCGUCGAUCAACGCCAAUGUAACCGACUCAGACAAUACCUCUGCCACCUCGGCCGACGUCCCGUCCUCAUCUUCCAAUCAAGACUUGCAGCUUGCUGCUCAACAGGUUCCUGAAGAGGUCGAUCAAGAGAAAAAAGCCCAGGCACAGGAACAUAAACUUAAGGGCAACGAGCAUUUUUCGGCUCAACGUUUUGAUGCUGCCAAACACGAAUACACUCUUGCAAUCGAUCUCGACCCUACCAUCGCGGCCUUCUACACCAACCGCGCAGCAAGCGAAAACAUGCUUGAGCAGUAUAAUCUGGCCAUUGAAGAUGCCAACCAGGCGAUCAAGCUCGACCCGUCCUAUGUCAAGGCCUACUUUCGCAGAGCCACCGCGUAUUUCAAGAGUAAUAACCUUGAGGCAGCAUUGCAAGACUUUGAACACGUGCUUGUUCACGAACCUAGCAAUGCUUUUGUCCAGAAGCAGAUCGAGCAAGUCUCAUCUCGAAUCCGGAAGGAGAGUUUCUUUUCGGCCAUUCAGGUACGAGAGCCCCACUAUGGCAGCCCCGAUUACGAGUCGUACUUCACAGACCCAGACAUGAGCUCGAGGUACACGUCUGUGAGCCAAGACUACAACGGUCCGCGCCUGGCGGAUGGCGACGAUCCCGAGACCGCACACCUCGGUAAGAUCGACCAAGCAUUCAUCGAUGGCAUGAUACAGUACUUUAAGGACGGCAAAAGGCUGCCCCGUCGAUACGCCUGGCAGAUCAUCCUCGGUGCUAUCCGUACCCUCAAGCAAGAGCCUACCGUGGUCGAUUACCACAUUGCCCAGGGCACCACCAUCGACGUCAUCGGCGACACACACGGCCAAUUUUUCGACUUUGUGCAUCUGCUCGGCCUAACCGGCCCACCCAGCGAUACACAUGCAGUGCUCUUCAACGGUGACUUUGUCGACCGAGGCUCUUGGUCAGUCGAGAUUGCGCUCACCGUGUUUGCAUACAAGUGGCUCUAUCCCAAGACAACGCUCAUCAAUCGUGGCAACCACGAGACCAAAGAGAUGAACCAUAUCUAUGGCUUCGAAGACGAGGUCGAGGCCAAGUUCGAUUCCACUACUUACCAGCUCUUUACAGACGCCUUUGUCGCGCUGCCACUUGCGACGCUCAUCACAGCCAGCCGACCUCCGCUAACAGGUGACCAGUUGCCUGCUUCUUUCUCUAUCGCACAGAGAGAACCUAUUGUUGAGCCAGAGACUGGUUUCAAGCGCUUCUUUGUGGUGCAUGGGGGUCUAUUCUCCAGAGAUGACGUGACGCUCGACAGAAUUCGUGCGCUGAACCGCUUUCAGCAGCGCCAGCCGGGUGAGGAUGGUCUCAUGAUGGAGUUGCUAUGGAGCGAUCCGCAGACUGAACCCGGUCGCGCUCCUUCGAAGCGCGGUGUGGCUACAGGAUUCGGGCCUGACGUCACCAAGGCAUGGUGCGAGCUGAACCACAUUACAGCGGUACUGCGAAGCCACGAAGUGCGCAUGGGAGGCUACGAAGAAGAACACGAUGGUCUCUGCUGCACCAUCUUUUCGGCACCCAACUACUGCGACUCGACGGGCAACUUGGGCGCCUUUGCACGCAUCGAUGACCAGGGUACCAUCCACUAUACCAAGUUUGAAGCGCAGCCACACCCCGACAUGAAACCCAUGGCCUAUGGCAGUAGGGUGAAUAGCAUAUACCGAAACUACGGGUUUUAA
This is a messenger RNA of Mycosarcoma maydis (corn smut), 1752 nucleotides long. RefSeq names its product protein serine/threonine phosphatase. The transcript has a single exon. The coding region runs from base 1 to 1752 and encodes 583 amino acids. Lineage: Eukaryota; Fungi; Basidiomycota; Ustilaginomycetes; Ustilaginales. Gene Ontology annotation, molecular function: protein binding; protein serine/threonine phosphatase activity. The record is from RefSeq and is a predicted model, not a curated record. Gene Ontology annotation, cellular component: nucleus; cytosol.